GCAGACUGACUUUGCCUUUUCCAUCACCACACUCACUUUAACAUCUAAUACCACCUGACCAGAACUGGUACAUCUUACAGCAGUAGUUACAUUCCCCGGCCUCUUCAGUCCCCCCCCAUACCAAGACGUUUAAAGAACGAUCAAUUGUCGGCCAUUCUUCGGAGAUUCGCCCGAAUCUAACCGUCCAUAACCGGUUUAACGCCGAAGUCGGUUCCCGAACUAUACACAGGGAGUUUUCUUACUAGACUCAGCAAGAAAGAAACCCUGACCUUCCGCAAUAUAAACUAAAAUUAAUCCUUGAGAUAUCUAGAUCUCCGGUUGACCUACACAACCUGUCUUUCUCCUCUUGCUGACCGUUCCAAUCUACAUCAUCUAUAAUGUCGCAGUCAGAAACAACCCAUUCAGCCAUCUCACAAAGGGCACAAAACGCCAUAGUAGCGGGAUCCAAAAACCUGAUGUGGGAUGUCAUGAACGACUUAUGGUGUGAAGAUACCAACCCGAAUGGGUUUGUGAAUGUGGGCGUCGCAGAAAAUGUCCUGAUGCACGACCACCUCUUGAGUUUCAUCAACCGGAAACUGGAGCUGCCUGCCAAACUACUCACAUAUAAUGAUGGGCCGACUGGGUCUGUGAGAUUAAAGCGAGCCGUCUCUGCCUUUAUCAACAGACACUUCCAUCCUUUCAAUGCGGUGGAUCCCAGCCACCUGUUCAUUACCAACGGCGUUUCGUCGGCAAUCGAGCAUGUUUCUUGGGCCGUUACGGAGCCCGGAGAGGGGAUCCUCCUGGGGAGACCGUAUUACGGGACAUUUAUACCAGACAUCUCGCUGCGGCCGGGGGCCACGGUUAUCCCUGUGGAUUUUGAUGACUGCGAUCCUUUCAGCUUGGAGGCUGUCCAGAAGUAUGAGCGUGCACUGUUGCACUUCAAAGAGACGACAGGGCGGAAAGUAAAGGGGUUGGCACUGUGCCAUCCCCACAAUCCGCUAGGACGGUGCUACCCCAGGGAUGUACUAGUGAAGUUAAUGGAACUCUGCCAGAGAAACCAAAUGCACUUCAUCAGCGACGAGAUUUAUGCCCUGUCUGUCUGGAAGAAUACCGUUGACGAGAGCCCGAGACCAGUUGAUUUCGAAUCGGCUCUUUCAAUCGACCUUACCGGGAUUAUUGACCCCCAACUGGUCCAUAUAUUGUGGGGUGUAAGCAAGGACUUCGGCGCGAAUGGUCUCCGACUGGGCGUUAUCAUCUCCCAAGCUAAUCGCGACAUGCUCGCUGCAUUAAGGAGUCUGGGCUUGUAUUCUUAUGCCUCGGGCGUCUCGGAACAUUUGACGUCUCUUCUGCUUGAAGAUUUCGACUUCACGGAUGAAUACAUCAGGAUGAAUAGCGAGAAGCUCUCGGAACAUUACUCUUUCGUGGUACGGCAGCUUAAGAGUAGCGGUAUUGAGUAUUCGCCCGGGGCGAAUGCUGCAUUCUUCAUCUGGAUGAAUUUGGGAAAGAAGUAUCGGGAAUUGCACCCCAAGGUCAAGGAUGACGAGGAUGUCAGCGACAAGGUUAUGGACCUACUAUUGCAAAAGAAGGUAUUUUUGGCGAGCGGGUCGUUAUUUGGUUCGGAGCAUGGUGGAUGGUAUAGAAUUGUGUUCUCACAGCCUCAAAAGUAUCUGGCUGAGGCGGUUCGAAGGAUCAUGGCUGCGCUCGAGGCUUAAAUCCGGCAAACAGGAAGUUCUGUUAGCCUUAUGGGGCUUGUAUUGUGCUGAGUAACGACUUUCGUUGCUGAGGAAGCCUUUCUUCAGCGCAUACAAUCCUCGCCUAGUACGCCUUCACGUUAAGUCAGCGACUCGUCGCAUAGUAGGU
Molecule: messenger RNA, 1839 nt
Organism: Aspergillus alliaceus
Lineage: Eukaryota; Fungi; Ascomycota; Eurotiomycetes; Eurotiales; Aspergillaceae
Product: putative aminotransferase
Exons: 1
Coding region: 378-1691 (437 amino acids)
Biological process (GO): amino acid metabolic process; biosynthetic process
Molecular function (GO): transaminase activity; pyridoxal phosphate binding
Source: RefSeq, a predicted model, not a curated record